AUGGAAUAUAUUUGUUCGCGUUCUUCGAAGGAUCCGCGACAAUGUACAUUUCCACCGCGUUGGGAAGGCACCUGGUUUCAAAGUGGCGUGAGGCAAUCGAUUGUAAUAUCCAGGAAUGAGCUUUCCAGUAAAGGCAGGUGUCUCCACAAUGAGGGGGACAAAUUCCUUUUAGUCGACAUGAAAUCCUGCUACCGCUGCGUCGUCAUUCACGAGAAGCACUCCAAUGUUCUCCAGUACAAAGAGACUUACUGCCACACUAGAAACUCCUUGUCGUCUUUAUGCUCGUACAUCACCGGCGAUGCGCUCCUGUACUCAAUGUUUCGCGAGGAGGCACUCCCAGUACCGUGUCCCUUUCGAGGACCAAUGACCUUCUCGUAUAAUCGAGGUCAUGGUACUUGCUCGAUUCCACAAAGCAACGUCGACACGUGCACGGACGACAGUCGACUCCUUUUCAGGUAUCAGGCCUGUCCGGACGUUUCCGCUUCCGAAAGUGCCGUGGAGGAGCUCGAGUGCCUGGCCACAUGGAAGGAGGGUAGCAGCCGGUACCUCGUCGGCCGUUUACAUCACAACCACGCGUCGAGCAACGAAGAUCGAUACCGAUGCUUCGUCUACGAGAAGGCCAGUCAGACGGUGCAGGGCAAUCUAAACAGAGCUGCCAUGGGCAUGGGCGCCAUGCAUCAUGACGUCGCCCUACCGAGUGGACCGGUGCCCGAGGGCGCGGCCGAAAUAUACCGGGUGGCUCAGAGUGGUGAUGCUACUUGCAAUGGCCUUUCCAGUCCUAUGGAGGGCUCUAGAACAAUGACCUUGAAGAAAGUCUCAUCACCAGGCGAAUGCCGUUUCCCGAGCUGGCUGACUGGUCAUAGUAGCGGAGGACUCACAUGGCACACACUAGAUCUCGCAAGAUCCUAUACCUUUCAUCCUAGAAACGCUUCCCUUCACGUAGCUCGAUCAAACGGUAGUUCCUCCAGGUUCGACGGUGGCUCUUUGGAUGGACAGUAUAUUCCUGGACAAGAGGAUCAAGAUGUGAAAAUUCUUUGCAAUAGUAUAAAACAAUCGAACGCUGCUCCGGGCAUGAUAAUGAUCAUGCUUGUUGCCCAUUUCACAGUUGGAUGCCGAAGCGGUUAUAUGUGCAUGGCAUUUUAUCGAAGAGACGGUCACGUUAUAGAGGUACAAACAGGAAGUGCCAUUUCAAGACCGGAAGAAGCCUGCAGUCCACCACAUUUUCAACACAGUAUACCCUACCUCACAUUAGUUAUCAGCGACGAAGGUGGUCACGAGAAACAUUCGAAAAAAGAACUCCUCGGUGGUAAACGCAAAGAAAAAAAAGAUCGAAAGGACAGAGGCUAUGCCACAUUAGAAGGUGAAAGUUCACCAGACGAGGAUCAGGAAACAAAAAGUCCUUCAAAAUCAAAAAAAACCAAAGCUUUUAAAUUUCCUUCAAAGAAAGAAAAACGUGAGAAAUCUAGAGAGAAGGAGGCAAAGGAAAAAGAUGUUGAAAAGGAGAAAGAUAAAAAAAAGAAAGACAAAGAUGAUAAAGAUGCAGAGAAGGAUAAACGUAAAGACAAAGAUAAAGAUAAAUCAAAGCAAAAGUUAAAAGAUAGAAAGAAGGGAAAACAUACUGGUGAAGAGGGUUUAGAUAUUGGCGAGGAGCAACCAAUUUUUGGAGUCAGUUUAAGUCUUGCAGUUGAAAGAAGCCGAUGUCAUGAUGGAAUUGAAUUACCAUUAGUUAUACGCGAUUGUAUUGACUAUGUUGAGGAACAUGGUAUGAAUAUAGAAUGCCUGUAUAAAAUCCCUGGAGUAAAAUCUAAAAUUCAAAAUUUAAAGAAACUUUAUAAUCAGCGAGAAACUGUAAAUAUAUCAGAAUUUGAACCUACGGUAGCUACAAGCUUAUUGGUACUUUUUCUUAGAGAAUUGCCAGAGCCUGUUUUAGAGAAUAGUGAGACAAUAUCAAGAUUUGAACAAGCUGCAUCAACAAAAGAAAUUGCUCAACGGGAGUCACAACUACUUCAAUUAACACAUCAAUUACCAAAAUGCAAUAGAACUCUUCUCGCAUGGGUUACUCUACAUUUAGAUCAUGUUGCAGCCCGUGAAAAAACUACUAAAAUGAAUGCCCAGACAAUAUCCAUGACAUUAAGUCCAGUUUUACAAAUGAGUCACAGGUUAUUAUCUGCCUUACUUUUCCAUUGCAAAGCACUUUUCCCUGAUGUACAAUUAAAAAAGUACAUUCCACCACUUUCGUCUGGUAGUACGAAUUUACCAGAAACUGUAGAAAGUAUAGCUGCUGAAUUAGCAAAACAAGAAUCAUUAUUGUCACAAAUUCAUAUGCAAAUGAAUGCAGGCUUUGUUACAAAAUCAAAAGAAGAAGAAUUAUGGGAAGUACAACGUAUGAUAACGCAAUUAAAGAGAAAGUAUAAAACAGUUCAGAAACUUGAAGGCACAGCACAAAAAAGUUUGGACGAAGAAGUAAAAUCUAGUGAUGAGAAUUCCAUAGAUCCAAAUUUACAAAAAACCAAAGUUAUUGAAAAAGAAACUGGAUUUUUAAAAGUGGAAGGACUGAAGCCGUCUAACUCGAUUGUAAAAAAAAAUAAUCUACACCACAAUCUAGAAGAAAUUAAGGAUAAAUGUCCAACUUGUACAGGAUCGAAUACAAGUAUUAUACAAAAUGAAAGAAAAAUAAAUUCUCAAGAAUUAGAUGUGGUAGAUUCUACUGAAUCAUCUGUUAUGAUUCAAAAUAAAGAACAAGAAUCUAAAGGAGAUAGCACUGAAUCUGAAGCAGAGGAUACUAUAGCUAAAUUAAGAGAAAGUUUAAUUUAUGAAGAGUUAUUAGAUAUGCAAGCGUUAUUGAAAUCUCGUAUUACUCAAGAAAAAAGUGAAAUUAAACGACUGAAAGAAAUGCUUCUUAUGAUAACAGAACGAGAGCCAGAUAAAAAACCAAAACCAAAAGAAAGAGUUCAUUCUCCAAAUGAAGCUGAGAUAACAGCUAUGAUACAAUUAGCCAAAGAAAAUCAAUUAUUAGAGAAAAAAAUGACAACUUUAAUACGUAGCAUUAUUGAAGAAAAGGAUGCUUGUGUGGAAUUGCGUGUCCAAAUAGCAAUACAUCAACUAAUGGCAAAGACUUGACCUUAAAACCAUAACUGGUUCCUUAGUGUUAUAAUGAUGACAUGACAAAAAUAAUUGAAUGAAUAUUACGUUUUGCACAAAAAAAAAGAAUAUAUAGUUUAUAACAUGUUAUAAUUCCUAUACUCCUCAUAAGUCUAUAUUCUAUUAUUCUUCAAAACAAUAAGAGGGUAAAUGCUUUAUAUUCUCCAUUAAGACCCUUCAGUAUUUUACAAUUUGAAAAUACAUUAUUCUAUUAUUGCACAGAAUGUCUUACAAUUGUGUUUAAUUAUGAUGAUAUCAUUCCAGUAAAGAAUGACUGAUUAUCAAUAGAAUAGAAAUGAUUACGUAAGAUUAACAAAUAUAUUGAACUUUCAAUUUUUAAUAAAUAUACAAGAAAUUAUUAAAAUCUAAUUAAAGAUAUUUUGUUUUUGAAUAUUUAUUUAUCUCUUAUGAUCCGCUAUACAAGUAUCAUGUAUAAUGUUAUCAAAGAAAUGAAAAUAAAUGUAAAAGCAAAUAUUUAAAAUAAAAAUAAUUAUUGAUAUUA
Messenger RNA from Vespa velutina, 3643 nucleotides. RefSeq names its product ralA-binding protein 1 (gene Rlip). Bases 1 to 3120 code for a protein of 1039 amino acids. The transcript has 15 exons. NCBI's taxonomy places the organism in Eukaryota, Metazoa, Arthropoda, Insecta, Hymenoptera, Vespidae. Gene Ontology annotation, biological process: small GTPase-mediated signal transduction. The record is from RefSeq and is a predicted model, not a curated record. Gene Ontology annotation, molecular function: GTPase activator activity; small GTPase binding.